CGUUUGGCUCACAACGGAUGGCUAAGACAGACAAAGUGCCACACUUCUCUAUCAGCGAAGGAAGAAGUUAAAGUCCAUCAGAGUUAGCCAAUCGAACCGAUGUUUUCGUCAUGACGUCCAACACCAGUACCAAUUUGACGGUAGUGGUCAGUUCGCAAAUCGAAUAUUAUGGCGAAUAUCUCGGUAUCUUUCGCAACAACUACACCGCAGUUCACGGAUACCUGAGUUUAAUCGUCUGCGUGUUUGGCAUAUCAGCCAACAUCCUCAACAUCGUGGUACUGACCAGGAAGAGCAUGAUAUCACCCACCAACGCCAUCCUGACGGGAUUGGCGGUGGCCGACAUGCUAGUCAUGUUCUCUUACCUGCCUUUCGCUAUACACAAUUACAUCAGGACCGAUCUACCCAAAGCCGAGAAGUACUCGUACGGGUGGGCGGUCUUCACUCUCUUUCAUGCCCACUUUACGGUGGUCUUUCACACCAUUUCCAUCUGGUUGACCGUCACGGUGGCCAUCUGGAGGUACAUGGCCGUCAGCUGUCCCGCUACCAAUUUGAACUGGGGCAGCAUGAUCCGAGCCAAGUAUGCCAUACUCAACAUUUACGUCAAUUGCGUAGUCUUCUGUAUACCCAUGUAUUUGACGUUCACCGUAAGAGAAAUCGAAGAAAAUCGCAUACUCAUUUAUAACGUUGACUUUAGCGAGAUUGCAAAGGAAAAGAACGGUCUCCUGCAGAAAGUCAAUUUCUGGAUCUUUAGCGUCUUGACCAAAUUAGUACCAUGCGUGGCACUCACGGGACUGAGUUUCGGACUCAUCAGAGUCCUUUAUCAAGCCGAUUUGAGGAAGCAAAGACUCAAAAACAGGGUCGAAAGCGAUAGAAGUUGCGAUCGAACCACGCGAAUGCUCUUGGUAGUUCUUCUCUUAUUUCUCCUCACCGAAUUCCCUUCGGGUAUACUAGCUCUCUUGAGUGGUAUCUUGGGAGAAAGUUUCUUCCAUCAGGUGUAUCUAAACUUUGGAGAAGUCAUGGAUAUUCUGGCACUCAUCAACAGCGCUAUCAACUUCAUCAUCUACUGUUCCAUGAGUCGCCAGUUCCGAGAUACUUUUGCUCAGCUCUUCAUGCCAAAGACCGUAUCUCAAUGGAAACCGUAUCCCACCGAUCCCAAUUCCACUUAUGCCACUACUUUUGUAUAAAUCUCGAAAAUUGAGAGAUGUCGAGGAAAGAAUACGUCCAAAACCUUCAACGAGUCGGCGAUGCGGGAUACUUGAUGGGAUCGUCGUAUAUAUAUAUAUAUCUCCCUCUCUGCCAAACGGACAGAGGUGUAUCAGUGCAGCCACUUGCACUCUUAUCGAAGAAGCGUACUCGUACCUGUUAACGAUGUAUCUGUCCUGCUAUUCGUACUAAUCUUAGUGUAUUAUUAAUAAUAUUCUAGUCGAAACGUCGCAAUAUAUAUAUUGUAGUACAGUAUAUAUGUAGAGGAAUGUCCAGCUUAUCCGAAGAAAGAUGUCGUUACGGAUGAUGCGAAUUUUUGUAAUUUAGAAAGGAAGAGAAACGAUUACAUUUUUAUAUAAAAAAAAGUAUAUAUAUAUAUAUAUAUUAUUUAAGGUAUAAAUUUAGAAAUAUUCAUCAAAAUUCUAAGGUUAUUUUUCCAUUAAAAAAUAGAAAUUAAAAUUAAUCUCCUUAGGAACACAGGGUAAAGGGGCGAGUUCGAAUUGGAUGACGAAUCUGCCAAAGGGAAUCAAUCACGUCCACUCGUCGUUCUCUAAUCAGAAAACGUAGAAAUAUUUUUAUUGUAUUAUCGGUAACCAGAAACGAUUUAAAGGCAGAAAUUCCAUUAUUAGGGAAGCUGCUUUGGGGCUCUUUUAAAUUUUUUCUGGUUACCACUUCGAUGUGAAAUAUUGCCUCGCUGUAUCGCUGUCAUGUUAUAUUACGUGCCUAAAUAUCAAGAGAA
This is a messenger RNA of Centruroides sculpturatus (bark scorpion), 1942 nucleotides long. Its product is annotated as sex peptide receptor-like. Gene Ontology annotation, biological process: G protein-coupled receptor signaling pathway. The record is from RefSeq and is a predicted model, not a curated record. Gene Ontology annotation, cellular component: membrane. The coding region runs from base 111 to 1184 and encodes 357 amino acids. Lineage: Eukaryota; Metazoa; Arthropoda; Arachnida; Scorpiones; Buthidae. Gene Ontology annotation, molecular function: G protein-coupled peptide receptor activity. The transcript has 2 exons.